Trichomycterus rosablanca is the source of this 633-nucleotide messenger RNA. It is a transcript of the gene fgf8b, whose product is annotated as fibroblast growth factor 8b. Gene Ontology annotation, biological process: limb morphogenesis; embryonic heart tube development; regulation of cell migration. Gene Ontology annotation, cellular component: cytoplasm. The transcript has 5 exons. The record is from RefSeq and is a predicted model, not a curated record. Gene Ontology annotation, molecular function: growth factor activity; fibroblast growth factor receptor binding. NCBI's taxonomy places the organism in Eukaryota, Metazoa, Chordata, Actinopteri, Siluriformes, Trichomycteridae. Bases 1 to 633 code for a protein of 210 amino acids.
AUGAAGCUGAAAUCUUCUAAAUGGGGUUAUCUGUUGCUUCAUUUCAUGACCCUGUUCUUUUACACACAGUCAGCAGUACACUCAGUGUCAGUGCCAAACUUCAGGCAUCAUGUGACGGAGCACAGCCGACUGUCAGACCGCACGAGUCGCAGGUUAACACGCACCUACCAGCUGUACAGCCGGACCAGCGGGAGACACGUUCAGGUGCUGAGCAAUAAAAGAGUGGUGGCUAACGGAGAUGACGGAGACGUCCAUGCACAACUAAUUGUGGAGACGGACACAUUUGGGAGUCGGAUCCGCAUCCGUGGAGAGAAGUCAGGCUUCUAUAUAUGCAUGAACAAGAAAGGAAAGCUGAUUGGACGGAGGAAGGGUCAUGGCAGGGACUGCAUAUUCACCGAAAUCGUCCUGGAGAACAACUACACAGCGCUACAGAACGCCAAGUACAAAGGCUGGUACAUGGCGUUUACGCGGAAGGGACGGCCGAAGAAGGCCACCCGCACCCAGCAGCACCAGAGAGAGGCUCAUUUCAUGAAGCGCGUGCCACAGGGACACCUUAUCACUGAGCACAAGCCCUUUGAAAUUCUUCAGGUCAACAAGAGAACUAAACACAGCCACAGAUCUGCUGUUAACUGA